Molecule: messenger RNA, 7269 nt
Organism: Vitis vinifera (wine grape)
Lineage: Eukaryota; Viridiplantae; Streptophyta; Magnoliopsida; Vitales; Vitaceae
Exons: 8
Coding region: 749-7012 (2087 amino acids)
Molecular function (GO): ADP binding; protein binding; ATP hydrolysis activity
Source: RefSeq, a predicted model, not a curated record
UCAAUUUUCGUGGUGUGGUGAACCCUGCUGCUGCUACUCUCUCUCUUACCUACAACUCUAAUCGCCUCUUCAGUCUUCACAUUCAGCCUUACAUCAGGGAUCUGCUGCUUUUUUGCUUCCAAAACACCGUCUUUCCUUGUUCUCUUUGUGUCGCACUGAAUCAAAUUACAAGCAUUCCUUGAGCUUUCUCCAUCUCUUCACUUUCUACACCUUUGCCAUUUUAUCAUCCAUUGCUAACUUCACUCACAGACACCUCUGAUCCCUUCACCACAUCUCUGUUUGGAACAGAAACUCUCCUCCCUUCAUUUCCUUGUUUAUUUUCAUUUCCUCUACUCUCUUCUUAUUUUCCUCUUAUUUUCUCAUCGGUUCCCAUCUGUUUUCCGACAAAACCAAAUUCUCAAAAAAAGAAAAAAAAAAAAUAUUCUCAUCUGUCUUCAUAGUCGGGUAAUCUAAAUUCAGCCUUACAUCAGGGAUCUGCUUGCUUUUUGCUUGUGUUUUGUCACACUGAAUCAAAUUGUACGCAUUCCUUGAGCUUUCUCCACCUCCACUCCCUACUUCUUUUUUAGCUUCACUCAUAUUCACUUCUGAUUCUGCUUUUCAUUUUCUUGGUGACCCGUCUCUCUGCCCCGUCCAUUUCUUCCACUCUCUUAGUUUAGUUUCCUCUUGUUCCUGCUUUCAAUUGUUUCUGUUUUUUCCUCAUUUCCCUUCUGUUUUCCCAAAAAAAAAAAAAAAAUCCAACUGAGACGAAAUGACAGAGAUCGUUAGUGCCGUUGUUGAAAAAGUUUCAGAGUACUUGGUUGCUCCAAUUGGACGCCAGCUUAGUUAUCUGUUUUGCUACCGCAGCCACAUGGAUGAACUCGACAAGAAGAUUCAGGAAUUGGGGCGUGUGAGGGGUGACCUUCAGAUAACUGUUGAUGCAGCUAUUAGAAGUGGGGAUGAAAUCAGACCUAUUGUUCAAGACUGGCAGACUCGGGCAGACAAGAAGACACGGGAGGCAAAGACAUUCAUGGAAGAUGAAAAGAACAGAACCAAGAGCUGUUUCAAUGGGUGGUGUCCUAACCUCAUGUCACGUUACCAGCUAGGCAGAGAAGCACACAAGAAGGCGCAGGUUAUUGCUGAAAUCAGAGAACACCGCAAUUUCCCCGAUGGCGUAUCAUAUAGUGCCCCCGCCCCGAACGUGACUUAUAAAAAUGAUGACCCUUUUGAAUCAAGAACAUCAAUUUUGAAUGAAAUAAUGGAUGCAUUGAGAGAUGAUAAGAACAGCAUGAUUGGGGUAUGGGGAAUGGGCGGUGUGGGCAAAACCACGCUGGUAGAACAAGUAGCUGCACGAGCUAAGCAACAGAAGUUAUUUGACAGAGUAGUGAUGGCAUAUGUAUCCCAAACUGUGGACUUGAAGAAAAUCCAAGCACAGAUUGCAGAUGCGUUAGGUUUGAAAUUUGAGGAGGAGAGCGAAACCGGAAGAGCAGGGCGGCUUAGUCAGAGGUUGACACAAGAGAAGAAGCUUCUCAUAAUUUUAGAUGAUCUUUGGGCGGGCCUUGCUUUGAAGGCCAUCGGGAUCCCUUCGGAUCAUAGAGGGCUGAAAAUGGUGCUGACUUCUAGAGAGCGUGACGUUUUGUCUAGGGAGAUGGGCACCCAAGAGAAUUUUGCUGUUGGACAUUUGCCGCCAGGAGAAGCAUGGAGUUUAUUUAAAAAAAUGACAAGUGAUUCAAUUGAGAAACGUGAUUUGAAACCUACAGCAGAGAAGGUGCUUGAAAAAUGCGCGGGUUUGCCUAUUGCAAUUGUUAUAGUUGCAAAGGCAUUAAAUGGGAAGGAUCCGAUUGCAUGGAAGGAUGCCCUACGACAACUGACACGAUCUAUUGAGACCACUGUUAAAGGAAUUGAAGCAAAAAUCUUCCUCACUCUAGAGUUGAGCUACAAUUCCUUGUACAGUAAUGAGGUGAAGUCAUUCUUCCUGCUUUGCGGUUUGUUGCCUUAUGGUGAUACUCCAAUUGAUAACUUGUUUAAAUAUGGUGUGGGUCUCGAUUGGUUCCAAAACAUCAAUUCAUUGGAAGAAGCCUGGGAUAGACUGCAUACGUUGAUUGACAACCUCAAAGCUUCAAGUUUAUUGCUAGAAAGUGAUGAUGAUGAAUGUGUCAGAAUGCAUGACAUUGUUCGUGAUGUCGCCAGAGGAAUUGCAUCCAAGGAUCCUCAUCGAUUUGUAGUAAGGGAAGACGAUCGAUUGGAAGAAUGGUCAAAGACUGAUGAAUCCAAAAGCUGCACUUUCAUCUCUUUGAAUUGCAGAGCCGCCCAUGAGCUUCCUAAAUGCUUGGUAUGUCCCCAACUUAAAUUUUGUCUAUUGGACAGCAACAAUCCUUCUUUGAAUAUCCCGAACACAUUUUUCGAAGGGAUGAAAGGACUCAAAGUUUUAGAUUUGUCCUACAUGUGUUUUACAACACUACCUUCAUCACUUGAUUCCCUUGCAAAUCUUCAAACAUUAUGUCUAGAUGGGUGCACGUUGGUAGACAUUGCUCUGAUUGGAAAGCUAACGAAACUACAAGUUCUUAGCUUGAGGCGUUCUACAAUCCAACAAUUGCCUAAUGAAAUGGUGCAAUUGACCAAUCUAAGGCUGUUGGACUUGAACUAUUGCUGGGAACUUGAAGUUAUUCCACGGAAUAUCUUAUCAAGUUUGUCUCGAUUAGAAUGUUUAUACAUGAAUAGGUUUACUCAAUGGGCGAUUGAAGGUGAAAGCAAUGCUUGUUUAUCUGAGCUAAAUCAUUUGUCUCGCUUGACAAUUUUAGAUUUGGAUCUACAUAUACCAGAUAUCAAGUUGCUACCAAAAGAAUACACGUUCUUGGAGAAGCUAACAAGGUAUUCAAUAUUUAUAGGCGAUUGGGGGUCCUACCAAUAUUGUAAAACGUCAAGAACAUUAAAGCUCAAUGAGGUUGAUAGAAGCUUAUAUGUGGGAGAUGGAAUUGGCAAGUUAUUAAAGAAGACUGAAGAACUAGUGUUAAGGAAAUUGAUUGGUACUAAAAGUAUUCCCUAUGAAUUAGAUGAGGGUUUUUGUGAGCUGAAGCAUCUUCACGUUAGUGCAAGUCCAGAGAUUCAAUAUGUCAUUGAUUCGAAGGAUCAACGAGUUCAACAACAUGGUGCCUUUCCUUUAUUAGAGUCGUUGAUUCUUGAUGAGUUGAUUAACUUGGAAGAAGUGUGUUGUGGCCCAAUUCCAGUAAAGUUUUUUGAUAACUUAAAAACUCUGGAUGUGGAGAAAUGUCAUGGAUUGAAAUUUCUCUUUUUACUUUCCAUGGCUAGAGGCCUUCUGCAACUUGAAAAAAUAGAGAUAAAAAGUUGCAAUGUCAUACAACAAAUAGUUGUCUGUGAAAGCGAAUCAGAGAUAAAAGAAGAUGACCAUGUUGAGACCAACUUACAACCAUUCCCUAAAUUACGAUCUUUGAAACUUGAGGAUCUACCAGAGCUCAUGAACUUUGGCUACUUCGACUCUAAGUUGGAAAUGACAUCGCAAGGAACGUGUUCCCAAGGCAAUCUUGAUAUUCACAUGCCGUUUUUCAGAUAUAAGGUUUCAUUCCCUCUUAAUUUGGAGGAGUUGGUUCUAAAACAACUUCCCAAGUUGAUGGAGAUGGAUGUUGGGAACCUUCCAAACUUAAGAAUCCUACGGGUAGAAGAACUAUGUCUUUUGUCUAAGGUUUCAUUCCCUCUUAAUUUGGAGGAGUUGGUUCUAAAUCGACUUCCCAAGUUGAUGGAGAUGGAUGUUGGGAACCUUCCAAACUUAAGAAUCCUACGGGUAGAAGAACUAUGUCUUUUGUCUAAGGUUUCAUUCCCUCUUAAUUUGGAGGAGUUGGUUCUAAAACGACUUCCCAAGUUGAUGGAGAUGGAUGUUGGGAACCUUCCAAACUUAAGAAUCCUAUGGGUAGAAGAACUAUGUCUUUUGUCUAAGGUUUCACUUUCUCCUAAUUUGGAGGAGAUAGUUCUAAAAAGUCUUCCAAAAUUGGAGGAGAUAGAUUUUGGGAUCCUCCCAAAGUUAAAAAUCCUAAACGUUGAGAAACUACCUCAAUUAGUUUUGUCUUCUUCAAUGUUCAAGAAUUUUCACAAUCUCAAAGAGUUACAUAUCAUUGAUUGUGGGAUGGAAGACAUGAGAGGUGUCAAUACUUCUACUAAUGAUGAAGUGCUCUUCAAUGAAAAGGCUUCAUUCCUAGAAUCAAGACCCUCCACUCUGAACGAUAUUAUGGAUGCCUUAAGAGACGACAAUAUCAACUUGAUUGGAGUAUGGGGCAUGGCCGGUGUGGGCAAAACAACACUGCUGAAACAAGUGGCUCAACAAGCUAAGCAACAGCGGUUGUUCACCAGACAAGCUUAUAUGGAUGUAUCCUGGACUCGAGACUCGGAUAAACGUCAAGAAGGAAUUGCUAAACUUCGACAAAGAAUUGCAAAAGCGUUGGGCUUACCACUUUGGAAGCUCAAUGCGGAUAAACUGAAGCAGGCACUGAAGGAAGAGAAGAUCCUUAUUAUCUUAGAUGAUAUUUGGACGGAAGUUGAUUUGGAGCAAGUCGGAAUUCCUUCUAAAGAUGAUAUUUGGACGCAAUGCAAAAUAGUGUUGGCUUCGAGAGAUGGAGACCUAUUAUGCAAAGGCAUGGGCGCACAAAUUUGUUUUCCAGUGGAAUAUUUACCACUAGAAGAAGCUUGGAGUUUGUUUAAGAAGACAGCAGGUGAUUCCAUGGAGGAGAAUCUUGAACUGCAACCCAUAGCCAUUCAAGUAGUUGAAGAAUGUGAGGGUCUACCAAUUGCAAUUGUAACAAUUGCCAAGGCAUUAAAAAAUGAGACCGUGGCUGUAUGGGAGAAUGCCUUGGAACAACUUAGGAGUUGUGCACCAACAAACAUUAGAGCAGUGGAUAGGAAGGUUUACUCAUGUCUGGAGUGGAGCUACACCCAUUUGAAGGGUGAUGACGUUAAGUCAUUGUUCUUACUUUGUGGGAUGUUGGGCUAUGGUGAUAUUUCAUUGGAUCUCUUGUUAAGAUAUGGUAUGGGUCUGGAUUUGUUUGAUCGCAUCGACUCAUUGGAGCGAGCAAGAAAUAGACUACUUGCAUUGGUGGAAAUCCUCAAAGCCUCAGGCUUGUUACUUGACAGUCAUGAAGAUACACACAUGUUUGAUGAAGAAAUAGAUUCAAGUUUGCUUUUCAUGGAUGCUGAUAACAAGUUUGUGAGGAUGCACAGUGUUGUUCGUGAAGUUGCCAGAGCAAUUGCAUCCAAGGAUCCUCAUCCAUUAGUAGUCAGAGAAGAUGUUAGAGUGGAAGAAUGGUCAGAGACUGAUGAAUCCAAAAGGUGCGCUUUCAUCUCUUUGCAUUGCAAAGCUGUGCAUGACCUUCCUCAAGAGUUGGUAUGGCCGGAACUUCAAUUUUUUCUAUUGCAGAACAACAAUCCUCCCUUGAAUAUCCCGAACACAUUUUUCGAAGGGAUGAAAAAACUCAAAGUUUUGGAUUUGUCCCAUAUGCAUUUUACAACACUACCAUCAUCACUUGAUUCCCUUGCAAAUCUCCGAACAUUGCAUCUGGAUGGGUGCGAGUUGGGAGACAUUGCUCUAAUUGGAAAGCUAACGAAACUAGAAGUUCUUAGCUUGGUGGGUUCUACAAUCCAACGAUUGCCUAAAGAAAUGAUGCAACUAACUAAUCUAAGACUCUUGGAUUUGGAUUAUUGCAAGAAGCUUGAAGUAAUUCCACGAAAUAUCUUAUCAAGUUUGUCUCGAUUAGAAUGUUUGAGCAUGAUGUCUGGCUUUACUAAAUGGGCAGUUGAAGGUGAAAGCAAUGCUUGUUUAUCAGAGCUAAAUCAUUUGUCUUAUUUGACAACUUUAUUUAUAGAAAUACCAGAUGCUAAGUUGCUACCAAAAGACAUUCUAUUUGAGAACUUGACAAGAUAUGUGAUAUCUAUAGGUAAUUGGGGGGGGUUCAGAACCAAAAAAGCAUUGGCGCUCGAAGAAGUCGAUAGAAGCUUAUAUUUGGGGGAUGGAAUAAGCAAGUUGUUGGAGAGAAGUGAAGAACUAAGGUUCUGGAAAUUAAGUGGUACUAAAUAUGUGCUUUACCCAUCAAAUAGGGAGAGUUUUCGUGAACUGAAGCAUCUUGAAGUUUUUUACAGUCCCGAGAUUCAAUAUAUCAUUGAUUCAAAGGAUCAAUGGUUUCUGCAACAUGGUGCUUUUCCUCUAUUGGAGUCAUUGAUUCUUGAUACUCUGGAAAUUUUUGAAGAAGUAUGGCAUGGCCCAAUUCCAAUAGGGUCUUUUGGUAACUUAAAAACUCUAGAAGUGGAGUCAUGUCCUAAAUUGAAAUUUCUCCUUCUGUUUUCCAUGGCUAGAGGCUUUUCCCAACUUGAAGAAAUGACAAUAGAAGAUUGCGAUGCCAUGCAACAAAUAAUCGCAUAUGAAAGGGAGUCAGAAAUAGAAGAAGAUGGACAUGUUGGGACCAACUUGCAACUAUUCCCUAAAUUGCGAUCCUUGAAACUCAAGAAUCUACCACAGCUCAUCAACUUCAGUUCCGAGUUAGAAACAACAUCUUCCACAUCUUUGAGUACAAAUGCAAGGUCGGAAGACUCAUUUUUUAGUCAUAAGGUUUCAUUCUCUAAGUUAGAGGAGUUGACACUCAAAGAUUUGCCCAAGCUAAAGGAUAUAUGGCAUCAUCAACUUCCAUUUGAAUCCUUCUCCAAUCUACAGAUCUUAAGGGUGUACGGAUGUCCAUGUCUACUCAAUCUUGUCCCAGCUCAUUUGAUACACAACUUCCAGAAUUUAAAAGAGAUGGAUGUGCAAGAUUGUAUGCUCCUAGAGCAUGUGAUUAUUAAUCUUCAAGAAAUUGAUGGAAAUGUCGAGAUCCUCCCAAAGUUAGAAACCUUGAAAUUGAAGGACUUGCCUAUGCUAAGAUGGAUGGAAGACGGGAAUGACAGGAUGAAACAUAUUUCCUCUCUUCUGACACUCAUGAAUAUUCAAAACCUUCAAGAACUACAUAUCACUAAUUGUAGUAUGGAAGACCUACGGAAGAUGUAGUACUCUUUUGUGAGAAGGUACACUGGAUAUACUUUAUGUUCUGCCCUAUUUGAGAUGAAGUACAGAUGCAGCCUUUGAAAGAGAAACUAUUAAUGAAGUUUGAGAAAUUGUCAAUGAUGUUUCCUUCAAUCACUUCCUUCAUUUGAUAGAGUUUAUUUAUUCAAGCAUCAUUGUUAUAUCCCUAAUAAAAUUGUUUGUUAAGUGUGUGGUGUUGCACAAUGAUGAAAGUUUUAUAUAUUAGUAUUCGAUUUCUUGUA